Molecule: messenger RNA, 5666 nt
Organism: Cheilinus undulatus (humphead wrasse)
Lineage: Eukaryota; Metazoa; Chordata; Actinopteri; Labriformes; Labridae
Gene: thsd7aa
Product: thrombospondin, type I, domain containing 7Aa
Exons: 28
Coding region: 1-5253 (1750 amino acids)
Biological process (GO): actin cytoskeleton organization
Cellular component (GO): plasma membrane
Source: RefSeq, a predicted model, not a curated record
AUGGGGCCGGCCGGCAGAGCCAUGGGGACGCUGGGGGUCUGGAGAGGGGCUCGGCUCUUCUCUCUCUGCAGGAUAGCGCUGCUCUUUCUCUCCAUCUGUGAGCUGGAUGCACAAACCGCAGUGGAAACUAAACCUCUGUACAUCUGGCAGACAGGUCCGUGGGGUCGAUGUAUGGGUAGCGAGUGCGGCCCCGGUGGGAGUCAGAGUCGGGCGGUGUGGUGUGCCCACUCUGAAGGCUGGACCACACUACACACAAACUGCGACCAAUCAGAGCGGCCGGACAACCAGCAGAGCUGCUUCCGGGUGUGCGACUGGCACAAAGACCUGUACGACUGGCAGCUUGGCGCCUGGAACCAGUGCGUCCCCAUCUCCAUGCGGAGCGUGGGGGUGCAGCGCCCGGCUGUGUGCACCAGGGGAGAGGAGGGCAUCCAAACCAGGGAGGUGGGCUGCGUCCAGAAAGCAAAUGGAGAGCCAGCUGAGGAUGCCAUCUGUGAAUACUUUGAGCCUAAACCUCGUCUGGAGCAGGCGUGUCUGAUCCCCUGUCCCCGGGACUGUGUAGUUUCUGAGUUCAGCCUGUGGACUCCAUGUUCAAAAACAUGCGGGAUGGGCUUACAAAACCGGAUACGUCAUGUUCUAGCCCCACCGCUCUUUGGCGGGGCAGCCUGCCCAAACCUGACAGAGUUUCAGACAUGCCAGCCAGGGCCCUGUGUGGGUGAAGAGAGCCUCUACAGCUUAAGGGUGGGUCCCUGGGGGCUGUGUUCCGUCCCUCUGCCAAGGCAAGCCAGACAAGCUGACGAACCAUCCGGAGAAAGUGAAACCCAGUCCAAAGAAGGAGACAAAAAAUCCACAGAGGGGCGAGGCGAGGAUGACAAAGCAUCCAAACGAGAGGAAAAACAGAGCAGAGACAGUGACAAGCAGCAAAAAGAAGAAAGGAAGAGAAAAAAGGAGGCUAAAAAGCUCGCCAAAGAGGGAGACAAGGCAUCCAGAGCCAGUAGAAAACUAGCUAAGGCUAAUGGGAAACCAGACAGACCGAACAGACAGGCAGACCGGCCCAAACGACAGAAAAAGGCCAAAAACAAAGAGAAAAGAGAGAAAAUGAGAGAGAAAGCUCGAGAGAGGUUAAGAGAAAAGGGAAAAGUGAAAGAUCCUGAAACCAGAGAGCUCAUCAAGAAGAAGAGGAACAGGAACCGUCAGAACCGGCCGGGAGGAAAAUUCUGGGAGAUACAGGUCGGCUACCAGACCAGAGAGGUGACCUGUGUGCACAAGAGUGGCACGGUCGAGGCUUUAAGUUUUUGCUCCCAGGAGACACUUCCUGUGACCUUCCAGGCCUGCGUCAUGACCAAAGACUGUGAUGUGACUGAGUGGUCCGAGUGGUCUGUUUGCUCUAAGGAGUGCUAUGACGCCAACGGGCCCAAGGGGGAACGUACUCGCACCAGAAAAGUGAGCCAGUUCCCCAUCGGUGGAGGAGCAGAAUGCCCGGAGCUGGAGGAGAAGGAGGCGUGCAGCCCGCAGGGAGACGGCGUGCUGCCAUGUAUUGUUUACAGCUGGAAGACCACUGAGUGGACUGAGUGCCGGGUGGACGUGCUGCUGAGCCAGCAGGACCGACGCCGUGGAAACCAGACUGGGUUAUGUGGAGGCGGGAUUCAAACCCGGGAUGUGUACUGUGUCCAGACAAGUGUUGAAACACCUGCAGCUAACCAGCAGCUGGGCUCACUCCGGAGCAAAGAAGCAUUACGACCAGUGGACAGCUCCCUGUGCCUUGGUGUCCCACCCAACACCACCCAGCUCUGCCACAUCAGCUGUCCUGUAGAGUGUGAGGUUUCGUCAUGGAGUGCCUGGGGACCCUGCACAUAUGAAAACUGCCAGGAUCAGGCAUCCAAAAAAGGCUUCAAACUGAGGAAGAGGAAGAUUGUGAAUGAGCCCACAGGAGGGACGGGGAACUGCCCCCACCUGGUGGAGGCAAUCCCGUGUGAAGACCCCAGCUGCUUCGACUGGCUGGUGGUCAAACUGGAGGAGUGCAUCCCUGAUAAUGAGAAGGAGUGUGGACCAGGAACGCAGAUCCCUCAAGUGCAGUGUGUCAACAGUGAUGGUGAGUACGUGGAGAGGCAGCUCUGCCGUGAUGCCAUCUUACCCAUGCCAGUCAUCUGUGAGGUGCCUUGCCCAAAGGACUGUGCCCUUAGCCCCUGGACCCCCUGGUCUCUGUGCUCCCACACAUGCUCUGGGAAAAACACUGAAGGAAAGCAGACCAGAGCUCGCUCCAUCCUUGCCUACAACGCAGGAGAAGGUGGGACCCAGUGUCCAAACAUCAGCGCCCUGCAGGAGGUGAGGAACUGUAACGACCACCCAUGCACCGUGUACCACUGGCAGACGGGUGCGUGGGGCCAGUGCAUCGAGGACUCGUCUAUCCCUGUCACCAACACGUCUGUAGGCCGGACACGAGGCGACGACACGUCCUGCUCAGUUGGAAUGCAAACCCGGAAGGUCAUCUGUGUCCGGGUCAACGUGGGCCAGGUUCCACCAAAGAAGUGUCCGGAGAGUCUGCGCCCUGACACCGUCAGGCCCUGCCUACUGCCGUGCAAGAGGGACUGUAUCGUCACCCCGUACAGCGACUGGAGCCAGUGCCCAUCAACAUGCCGAGCAGGUGGUAACAUCAAGAAGAAGCAGUACAGGAAACGGAUCGUCAUCCAGUCACCAGCCAAUGGGGGACAAGAUUGCCCUGACGUUCUGACCCAGGAGAGAGAUUGUGAGGCUCCUUCUGUCUGCCAAGGAUACAGAUGGAAAACUCAUAAGUGGCGUCGAUGCCAGCUGGUUCCAUGGUCUGUUCGUCAGGAUAGUCCAGGAGCUCAGGAGACCUGUGGACCUGGUUUACAGAUCCGGGCUGUCUCAUGCCGGAAGCAGGAUGGUGGGCAGGCAGACAUUGAAACUUGUCUUAAGUUUGCCAGCUCCAUGCCGCCUCUCACACAGCCAUGCCAGCUACCCUGCCAGGAAGACUGUCAACUCAGCAGCUGGUCCAAGUUUUCUCCGUGCUCAGCUGAUUGCGUGGGCGUCAGGACGCGCAAGAGAAUGCUCAUAGGUAAAAGUAAAAAGCGUGACCAGUGCAAAAACAGCCAGAUGUAUCCUUUGAGUGAGACCCAGUAUUGUCCAUGCAACAAAUACAAUGCCCAGCCCGUGGGGAACUGGUCAGACUGUGUCCUACCUGAGGGCGGACGAGUGGAGGGUCAACUCAGCAUGAAGGUCCAAGGUGACAUCAAGGAGUGUGGCCAGGGUUACCGCUACCAGGCCAUGGUGUGCUACGACCAGGACAACCGCAUUGUGGAGACGUCUCGAUGCAACAGCCAUGGAUACAUUGAGGAGGCUUGCAUCAUCCCGUGCCCGUCUGACUGUAAAUUGAGCGAGUGGUCCAACUGGUCACGCUGCAGCAAGUCGUGUGGUAGCGGGGUCAAAGUUCGCUCUAAGUGGCUUAGGGAGAAACCUUACAACGGAGGCAGACCUUGUCCUAAACUCGACCACGUCAACCAGGCUCAAGUGUAUGAGGUGGUGCCUUGCCUCAGUGACUGUGGGCAGUACGUCUGGGUGGCCGAGCCAUGGAGUGUGUGGAAGGUCAGCAACGUGGACCUGAAGGACAACUGUGGUGAAGGAGUUCAGACAAGGAAAGUCAGAUGUAUGCUGAACACUAUUGACGGGCCGUCAGAGCAGGUGGAGGACUACCUGUGUGACCCUGAGGAGAUGCCUUUAGGAGCCAGAAACAGCAGGCUGCCCUGUCCUGAGGACUGUGUGUUAUCAGACUGGGGGGCCUGGAGUCCUUGUCCACUGCCGUGCAGCGAGAACAGCACGCGGGUGAGGAGUGCCUACCCGCUCCGACAGCCUGGAGAGGAGAAGGAAUGUCCUCCAACCAAAGAGACGGAGCCGUGCAAACUCAACAGCAACUGUUUCCACUACUCCUACAACAUCACUGAUUGGAGCACAUGCCAACUCAGCGACCGGGCGGUUUGUGGAGUCGGCAUCAAAACUCGGAUGUUGGACUGUGUGCGCAGCGAUGGCAAAUCUGUCGACCUCAAGCUCUGCAAAGAGCUGGGCCUGGAGAGGAAGUGGCAGAUGAACGCUUCCUGUGUGGUGGAGUGUCCCGUCAACUGCCAGCUCUCUGAUUGGUCAUCAUGGUCCGAAUGCACCCACACCUGUGGACUAGCAGGCAAGCUGUGGAGGAGGCGGACAGUGAUUCAGGCUCCCCAGGGUGACGGGAGGCCGUGCCCAUCCCAGAUGGAGCAGUGGAAGCCGUGCCUGGUGAAGCCCUGUUACAGCUGGAAAUACAGCGCCUGGUCCGAGUGCAAGUCUGAGGGUGCGAGGUGUGGGGAAGGCCUACGCUUCAGAAACAUAUCGUGCUUCGUCUCGGAUGGUUCAGGUCAGCAAGACAGCAGCCUGGUGGAUGACGAGCUGUGUGGAGAUCUGGAGCCCACAGUGGACGGAGACCCUCAGAUCAUCCUGCAGGAGGAAUGUACUGUUCCCUGUCCAGGAGAGUGCUACCUCACAGACUGGACCGUGUGGAGUCCGUGUCAGCUGAGCUGUGUUAGCGGGGACGACCUGGGUUUUGGAUCAGUCCAGGUCCGAUCACGAGCUGUGGUGGCUCAGGACCCUGAGAACCUGCUGCAGUGUCCAGAACAGGAGCUGGAGGCUCGGCCAUGUACAGACGGUCAGUGUUUUGAGUACAAGUGGAGGACUGGACCAUGGAAGGGGUCGUCUCGACUUGUCUGGUGUCAGCGAUCUGAUGGACUAAAUACCACGGGUGGAUGCCCGGCAACAGCCAAACCGAUGUCUGACAGAUCAUGUGACCCGCCCUGCACCAAACCACGCUCUCUGUGCACGGAGGCGGGCGUGUGCGGCUGUGAGGAGGGUUACACUGAAGUCAUGACGUCUGACGGCCUGUUGGAUCAGUGCACAGUCAUCCCCGUGCUGGAGAUCCCCACAGCAGGAGACAACAAGGCUGACGUCAAAACCAUCCGAGCCUUUAACCCAUCCAUGCCUGAAGCCAGCACGCCAGGAAGGGCGGGACGCACCUGGUUCCUUCAGCCUUUCGGUCCAGAUGGGAAGCUGAAGACUUGGGUGUACGGUGUUGCAGCAGGAGCCUUCGUUCUGCUUGUCUUUAUAAUCUCCAUGACGUACUUAGCAUGCAAAAAGCCAAAGAGGCCGCAACGCCGACAGAUGAACAACAGACUGAAGCCACUGACUCUGGCUUACGACGGAGACGCCGACAUGUAGACGUCUUCCCACUGACCACGUUGACCUACAGACUUUCGUCCUCCUGCAGGACACUCUGGGUUUCCUUUGAAACCUCCUGAUGUCAGGGCUGCCUCUGGGCAUUGUUCAACUUCAAGGUUCGACACGCUGACGAGACGAUUCUGCCAGGAAGAGAAACCUCAACUCACUGAAUCCAUGUCCAUUCGCAGCCUUGAUGUUCCCGUCCUUUUUUUUAUUUUAUAUUUUGAUACUUUUUUUGUUUCACAAGAGCCUUCAUGAAUUCUUUGUCUUCUUCUGGAAGUCUGCCUUUGCUUCUUUGCCAUCUUAUACUGCCGCUAACAUCCCAACCACGGGCGUGGGGAGGGUCACAAAGAUUUUGCUCUGAAAGCACAAAUCUUCAUCGAUGUUUUUGUUGUUUUUUUAUCGUUACUAAA